GGUUGAGACAAAGUAAGAUACUUGCAUGAGCUUUGCGGCUUUCUUAUAUUUCUAAACCAAUUCCACCGCCUGCCUGUUUUCAAUUGCCUUAUUAUUUCUGCUUCAUAAUGGCAACCGCAACUUCAACUCCGGCCGGCCAAAGAAUAAGCACCCGCUCUGCCGCCGGUAGUACUCCAUUGAGCCCCACGAGGAUAUCCAGGUUGCAGGAGAAAGAAGACCUCUGCAAUUUGAACGACCGCCUAGCCAUUUAUAUCGACAAAGUCCGGAGUCUAGAGUCCGAAAACAGCGUUCUUCACCUGCAGAUUACCGAGAAGGAAGAUGUAAGAACCCGGGAACUUACUGGUUUGAAAUCACUGUAUGAAACCGAGCUCGCUGACGCUAGAAGAUCUCUCGAUGACACCGCCAAAGAACGCGCGAGGUUGCAGAUUGAAUUGGGAAAGAUCAAAUCCGACCAUGAGCAGUUACUGCAGAACUUUGCCAAGAAAGAGUCUGAUGCGGCUGGCGCCCAGGCCCGGCUCAGGGACAUGGAGACCCAGCUGAACUCAAAGGAGGCGGUGUUGGCCACCACUCUGUCAGAGAAGAGGGCCCUGGAGGCUAGCCUGGCUGACCUGCAGGGAACCGUCCAGGAGUUGGAGACUGGCCUGAUCUCCGCCAAGAAGCAGCUGGGAGAGGAGACUCUGCUGCGCAUCGACCUGGAGAAUCGCUACCAGAGUCUGUCCGAGGAGCUGGAGUUCCGCAAGAACAUGUUUGAGGAGGAGAUCAAGGAGACACGGAGGAGACACGAAACGCGUCUGGUGGAGGUGGACUCUGGCCGGGCCGUGGAGUAUGAGUUCAAACUGGCCCAGGCCCUGACUGAGAUGAGAGGGCAGCAUGAUGAGCAGGUCAAACUGUACAAGGACGAGAUGGAGAACACUUACGUGGCCAAGCUGGAGAACGUGCGCCUGUCGUCGGAGAUGAACAGCUCGUCGGCCAGCAUGGCCCGCGAGGAACUCCGGGAGUCGUCCCUGCGUGUGGAGAGCCUAGCGUCCCAGCUGGCCAGCAUGCAGAAAGAGACCCGUGGAUGGCAGGACCGGAUCCAGGAGCUGGAGUCAGCCCUGGCCCAGGAGAGGGACACCAGCCGCAGGAUGCUGGGGGAGAAGGAGCGGGAGAUCGCAGAGAUCAGGGCCAAGAUGCAGCUGCAGCUGGAUGAGUACGAGCAGCUGCUGGAUGUCAAACUGGCCUUGGACAUGGAGAUCAAUGCCUACAGGAAACUACUGGAGGGAGAGGAGGAGAGACUGAAGCUGUCCCCCAGCCCGUCGUCCCGUGUCACCGUCUCCCGUGCCCAGUCCAGCUCCCGCAGCGUGCGUACCACCCGGGGCAAGAGGAAGCGUGUGGAUGUGGAAGAGCAGGAGGCCAGCAGCUCUGUCUCGAUCGCCCACUCCGCCUCCACCACCGGCCCUGUGUGUAUUGACGAGCUCGACACUGAUGGGAAGUUCAUCCGCCUGCACAACACCGCCGAUGAGAACCAGGCCAUGGUGGGCUAUGAGCUGACCAGGACCAUCGGAGAGGUCUCUGCCACCUACAAGUUCACCCCCAAAUUUGUCCUGAAGGCAGGCCAGAAAGUCACGGUGUGGGCGUCCAAUGCAGGUGUGGCCUCCAGCCCCCCCACAGACUUGGUGUGGAAGAGCCAGGCGUCCUGGGGCACAGGGGAGGACGUCCAGGUGCUGCUACUCAACCCUCAGGGAGAGGAGGUGGCCAGGAGGAGCACCUCGUACAAGACAGCCAUGGAGGAAGAGGAGGAUGAGGAUGAUGAGGGAGUGGAGGUCAUCGAGGAAGAUCUCUUCCACCAGCAGGGAGACCCACGUGUCACCAAGAGGGGUUGCUCCAUAAUGUGAUCACACCAGCACUACUCCACCCCACUGCCCUAUACCUCACCCCACCCCUUCACAACCCCCUCUCUCAACCAGUCUCAGCUGCCAACCGAACUACCACACAACUAUUUUGUAUCUUUUUAGUGUAUUAUAAGAACUGUGUGAAUUUCUAUUCUGUUCUUUUUAGUUAGAAAUUCCUAAUUUCUCAAGAUUGUAAAACCGUUAUUUUUUUCUACAUUUUUUUAUGUGAAAUCUUAAAACGAACCAUCACUACUUGCAUUUUUUUCUGAACCAAAUUAUGUUUUCUAGUCCCGGUAGUUUAUUUUGUAGAGUAUUACUUUGGACAGCUCUGUGCAGGAGAGGCAGCUUGCUGAAUGAAUCUGUACCUCGAGGUGCUGUGACUUUUUGUUUUUACAUCUGAUUUUCGAUAAAUAUAACAUUUUAACAGCCUCUUUUAUAGAAGGUAAUUUUAUUAUAGUGUUUUUUUCUCUCUCAGAUACUAGUUAGACAGCCAGGUUGUUGCAUACUUCAGAAUGUAGUUAAUGUUUAUGUGAAACUCUAAAGAAUAAAGCUUUCCAAUUUGAAAGAAGCACGCAGCUUUUCUAAAUGGUCCUCCAUUCGUGUACUUACAGAUGACCACUUUUGGUAUUGGCAAAGUUUUGUCUGAACGUUACACACUAGACCACAAGGUGUCAGUGUUCCAUUAGCUAGUUUUCCAUCCAAUUGGCGACAGAUUUUCAUGCGAAUAUUCUAAAGUCAGCAUAGAAAAAAUAUGCACAUUUUCCCACCAGAUGUUUCCAUCGAACUGACUUGUUGCCGAUAAAAUGCUGUGCGUGAUGUAGUGCACAUAAAAGCACUUUUGCGCUUAAGUUUUCCUGUGUCUAACAUAAAACUGAAGUUGCAUGCAUUUCCAUAGCAUUCAACUCUAUAGAUGGUUUUAUUUCCUUAGUAGUAGGCUACAACAUCGCGUGACUCCACGUUUAAUGCGACAUGAUGGUUUUUAUACAAAUAUUUCAGCGUAAAAGCGUUUCCACCGCAAUUGUCGCAAAACCUAUUUCACCGACAUAUCUCACCUUGUCUAGCGUAUUUUGUUUUGUCGACAUGGGGACGUUUUACUGACAAAUUUGCUGUUUCCAUAAGGCCUGUCAUGACUUUUUAUGCAUCCAGUCAUUCAUCUGCAUGAAAUGGUUGGAUGGAAACCUGGUUACUGAGAAGAAUGUCCUGUCUCCACUAUGUUCUCCAUAUAUUUGACUCGAUAUGCUACAUCCAAGACUGUUUACAAGACAAUACUGUAUACUACCUGUCAACUCUGUGGGAAAAUAGUUUUUAUUUCAUUUCAUUGUAUCACAUCAGCUUCAAUGCAGAAAUGGCUAAAUCGAACCUGCUGUCCAAGUCUUGGUCACACGUUCUUCCAGGAGCCCCUUUUAAAUAAACCACUAAUUGCUGGAUCCAUGUCUGGUACAGGUUUAAUGUCCAUGUAACAGCUUGGCAUUAUCUUAAUGUGUGAACGGUUAGGAUUAUCUGUACUAACAACUCAGCCAGCAGCCAAGUAAUAGGCAAAGAUGGCUGUUUUGGUGUUAUUCCUCAAACCAAUGGGUCUGUGAUCAUGAUUGUACUCUUAACAAAUGUCAAUUGAGGAUUUAUUAUCGAUUUUGAAUUUAGCAUGACUGCAUAUACUCAUGUUAACUUAUGAAGCUGAAUGCAAAUACACUUCAUUUUUAUGCUGUACUAGAUAUACUUUUUCAGAGACUGAAAUUUCCUCGCCAAUGUUUAAGUCAUUGUGUGUCGGUCAUAUGCAUACAUUUAACAUUUUAUCGGACCGAUUUUAUUUGCUCCCUCAGAUUUGUUGUUGUAAUGGUGUCAUAUGCAUGCAUUGUUUGACUUUCUGUAACCUUCACAUUUAAUGACAAAAUAAACUAAUGAUUUUGUUGUAUUUCCA
Messenger RNA from Coregonus clupeaformis (lake whitefish), 3789 nucleotides. It is a transcript of the gene lmnb1, whose product is annotated as lamin B1. The coding region runs from base 108 to 1874 and encodes 588 amino acids. The transcript has 12 exons. NCBI's taxonomy places the organism in Eukaryota, Metazoa, Chordata, Actinopteri, Salmoniformes, Salmonidae. The record is from RefSeq and is a predicted model, not a curated record.